AUUGGCUCCACCGCAGUGCACUUUGUCAAUAAGACAGCCAGGCAGGGAGGGAGCUAACCGGCCACCCGCAGGGGAACCAACCACAGCAGCUGCAGCGGCAGCAGAGUCAAUCGCACUCGAGAGAGUCCCAGCCUUGGUCCGACUGUCCAGAACUCCAGCCCUGGGAGCUCACUGCACUCUCAGCCACCAUGGAUGUCUUUAAGAAAGGUUUCUCCAUUGCUAAGGAGGGCGUGGUGGGGGCUGUGGAGAAGACCAAGCAGGGAGUCACUGAGGCAGCUGAGAAGACCAAGGAGGGGGUGAUGUAUGUGGGGACUAAAACCAAAGAGGGUGUGGUACAAAGUGUGACCUCAGUUGCGGAAAAGACCAAAGAACAGGCCAACAUGGUAAGUGAUGCCAUGGUGGCCAGUGUGAACACGGUGGCCAACAAGACAGUGGAGGAGGCUGAAAACAUUGUGGUGACCACUGGCAUCGUUCGGAAGGAGGAUUUGGUGCAUCCAGCUCCACCUGAGCAGGGGGCCCCAGAAGAUCAGCCAGCAGAAGUUACUGAGGAGGUUGAGGGCAGUGGAAACUAGCUGGAGGAACAUCCUGGAGCCGGGCCAAGGAUUGUGGAGCCAGUAGCUGACACUAACCUUCUCCCCUAUCACCUCCCUCUCCCAGAGCAGACGCUUUCUUGGACCCAGCUCCCUCCCUUCUCCCCUGUCCCUGACUGGAUGAACGCAUUCUGCUACAUGUGAAUAUCAGGUUCUGGAAUCUAUGUGUCGAGUAGCCCUGUGCUGGGUAUCUUCCUUCUACUCCUACCUGUGGCUUAAGCCUCCUUAGUCCCACCCUAGUCCGUCUGUCCAUCCAUCUGAGCAUCCUUGUUGCUGCUCCCUCCCUCCCUCUCUUCCCCCCUCCCUCCUUGUUUCUCUCUGUUCAAUUGGACUCCAUAGAUGCUGGGUGUGCUUUGUGUCUUUAUUUAUUUACAAAUGAUACCAAAAUAAAACUGUUUGAACCACG
This is a messenger RNA of Trichosurus vulpecula (common brushtail), 996 nucleotides long. It is a transcript of the gene SNCG, whose product is annotated as synuclein gamma. NCBI's taxonomy places the organism in Eukaryota, Metazoa, Chordata, Mammalia, Diprotodontia, Phalangeridae. The record is from RefSeq and is a predicted model, not a curated record. The coding region runs from base 189 to 572 and encodes 127 amino acids. Gene Ontology annotation, cellular component: neuronal cell body; cytoplasm; axon terminus. Gene Ontology annotation, molecular function: cuprous ion binding. The transcript has 5 exons. Gene Ontology annotation, biological process: synaptic vesicle endocytosis; chemical synaptic transmission; synapse organization.